GCCACCCUCACAAAAUCUCGCGCUGUCUUCCCGUUCACCUACCUUCCCGUCCCCUUGCCCUUUCCGUUUCCCGCCUCCCCCAACCGCAUAGAAUGGCCGGCUCCGGCGGCUCUCCCGACGCCGACGAUCCCAAUUGCGGCGGAGAUGAGGCUGAGCCCUCCAGGACUCCUCAAGAAUCCGACGACCGCUACUCCGCGCCCGCCUCCCCUCUCAGCACUCGCCCGUCCGGUCAGUCCCCGGGGACCUCGGUCGUCGCCAACGAGGGCUCCGCCUCGUCCUCCGCCACGGGAUCUGAUGACGAAGACGUGCCCACAGACAGGUACAAGAACCCCGCCGCCGCUUCCUUCCUCUUGGGACCGUCGAGCAGCACCAUGGGAGCGUCCUCCUCCUCCUCCUCGGACAGCUGGAUCGGCAGCGACCGUACAUGCGGCGGCGCCUCGACUUCCAGCUCUCUGGACGCCUCCAACUACAUGGGUUUCUACAGGAACCCACCCUCUGAGUGGAUGUAUACUCAGAUUCUAGAGUCUUCUUUCGGGUGGAACGAGUACGAGACUUGUGAUGAUAUGAGGGCUUAUUCUGGGAGAGAUAAGUACGAGCCAUCACAAAAUUUCAGCAGCACAAUUCAUCAAAAGGCACCUUUAUCAGCUCUAGCAGCUACGCUUAUAAGCGAGAAUAUGAAAGCUCAAACCUAUAAGCUUUUGGCUAAUUACUCUGUAUAUCGGGAAAUAUGUCCAGAUGGGAACUGCUUUUACAGAUCUUUCAUAUUCUCGUAUCUUGAGCAGCUGGAAGCAUCUGCUAACGAGGAACAACGGUUAUUUUGUGUACUUGAACCAAUGGGGGAGAAGUUUCAAAGUCUUCAUUGGUUUGAUUCAUAUUCUGAUCUUCAUAUUGCUUUUGUGUGCUUCAUACUGGAAUGUGUGGAACAAACACGAGAACUCUCAGUAAGUGCCUAUCAAGACUGGCUUUUUCAGGAGAGUCAAAAUGAGCAGAAGUUUGCCAACAUUCUCUCGUAUCUUCGACUCGUGACAGCUAUUGAGAUAUGCAGCAAGGCUGAAAAGUAUAAGCCAUUCAUACUAGACCCUGGUUAUAAGCGUAAUUUAGUAGGGUACUGCAGGGCGAAUGUUAUCCCAAUGAAACAAGAGGCGGAACACAUCAAUCUGUUUGCGCUCACCGAUGUCCUGCAGGUUCCCCUCCAGGUUGUCUACAUUCAGGAUAAACCGACUGAGCCUAACACCCACAUCAUCUACGAGUCACCAGAUUCUUCGGUUCCUACUGUGACACUACUGUAUAGACCAGGGCAUUAUGAUAUUAUCUACGAGAAGUAAUAGCUGUAGAUUGUAGUAACAGAUACCAUAUGAUAUGUCACAGGAGAGUUGCUGGCCGCGUGACGAUAUACUCUAUACAUGUAGAUAACUCUUGUUGUGUACAUCGGCUGCACAUAUGCACUAUCACUGUUUUUCUUCCUUA
Molecule: messenger RNA, 1467 nt
Organism: Triticum aestivum (bread wheat)
Lineage: Eukaryota; Viridiplantae; Streptophyta; Magnoliopsida; Poales; Poaceae
Product: ubiquitin thioesterase OTUB1
Exons: 10
Coding region: 93-1325 (410 amino acids)
Biological process (GO): protein K48-linked deubiquitination
Cellular component (GO): nucleus
Molecular function (GO): ubiquitin binding; cysteine-type deubiquitinase activity
Source: RefSeq, a predicted model, not a curated record